Molecule: messenger RNA, 1850 nt
Organism: Rhodamnia argentea
Lineage: Eukaryota; Viridiplantae; Streptophyta; Magnoliopsida; Myrtales; Myrtaceae
Product: protein NRT1/ PTR FAMILY 4.6-like
Exons: 5
Coding region: 151-1785 (544 amino acids)
Biological process (GO): transmembrane transport
Cellular component (GO): membrane
Molecular function (GO): transmembrane transporter activity
Source: RefSeq, a predicted model, not a curated record
GCACUGCUGGAGAGGCAGUGCAUGUGAAUGUGAUGUGGGUGUGGGACACACCGGAAAAAGCCAUAAAUUAGCACUAUCAUCAGCAAAGCACCAUGAUCUGCACCAAUCAUCAAGCAACUUGCUCCUGCACUCGUAGAUCGUCAUGGAGGCAUGGUGGCUGCUUUCUUUGUCUUAGUUGUGGAGGUGCUGGAGAAUUUAGCAUACCUGGCCAAUGCAAGCAACCUUGUGGUCUACCUGACAAAAUUCAUGCAUUAUUCGCCAUCCAGUUCCGCCAAUAUUGUCACCAAUUUCAUGGGGACAACUUUUCUCCUCGCUCUCCUUGGUGGCUUUCUAGCAGAUGCUUACAUUACAACCUACAGAAUAUACCUGAUGAGCGCUGCAAUAGAAUUCUCGGGGUUGCUAGUCCUCACAAUUCAAGCUCGCAUACCUUCAUUGAAAACACCAAGUUGCGUUUCAGCCAGCGCCCAUUCUCCAUGUCAAGAGCUUGUCGGUGCAAAAGCAGUGAUAUUGUUUGCAGGCCUCUAUCUGGUGGCUUUAGGAGUUGGCGGGAUAAAAGGCUCACUACCUCCACAUGGGGCUGAGCAAUUUGAUGAGACUACCCCAGAAGGCAGGAAGCAGAGAUCAGCCUUUUUCAACUAUUACAUUUUCAGCCUCUCUUUUGGGGCCCUGAUGGCUGUCACCUGUGUGGUUUGGAUUGAAGAUAACAUAGGUUGGCAGUGGGGCUUCGCGAUAUCGGCUGCAACAAUUCUGAUCUCCAUCCCGGUCUUCCUCCUCGGUUCUUCUACCUAUAGGGUCAAAACACCCACAGGAAGCCCCAUCACAACCAUGUUCAAGGUGCUGGCAGCAUCGAUCUUUAACUCUUGUAAAUCUAGGAAACCAACAAAUGCUGUUGUAGUGAGCAUGGCAACAAGCCCAUCUCACAGAGAACCAGAGGAUGCAGAAGCCAAGGGAAAGGAGCCAAGUCAGACCCUGACAGUACAUCUCGGAUUCCUGAACAGAGCAGCAAUGAAAAAUCCCAGCUACCCGAUGCUCCAAUGCACUGUAAAUCAAGUGGAAAGCGUCAAGACGGUGAUAAAGAUUCUCCCGAUCUUCAUGUCGACCAUAAUUUUGAACUGCUGCCUUGCCCAACUUUCGACCUUUUCAGUCCAACAAGCAGCCACCAUGAACACCAAGCUAGGCUCCCUGAGAGUCCCACCGGCUUCCCUCCCCAUCUUCCCAGUCCUCUUCAUGAUGAUAUUAGCACCAGUCUACAACCACCUAGUCAUACCAUUUGCAAGAAGAACCAAUAAAACCGAAAUGGGCAUCACUCAUCUUCAGCGGAUCGGGACAGGGUUAGUUCUGUCCAUAAUGGCAAUGGCGGUGGCAGCUUUGGUCGAAGUCAAGAGAAAGAAAGUUGCCGCGGAAUCGGGGACAAUAGAUUCUGCCGGACCACUGCCGAUCACCUUCUUGUGGAUAGCACUGCAAUACCUGUUCCUGGGAUCGGCCGACCUAUUCACACUGGCAGGCAUGAUGGAGUUCUUCUUCACAGAAACACCGCGAAGCAUGCGGUCCUUGGCCACAGCGCUCUCCUGGGCAUCAUUGGCCAUGGGCUACUACCUGAGCUCGGCACUCGUCUCCAUAGUCAACAACAUCACCGGCACAUUUUCUGCAACGCCUUGGAUGUCCGGCAGCAACUUGAAUUGCUACCGCCUGGAGGGGUUUUACUGGCUGCUCUGCGUGCUGAGCGGAAUCAAUUUCUUGAAUUACCUCUUCUGGGCUACCCGCUACAGCUACAGAUCAACAUAAGAUACUAAUCGGAAUAAAUACAGAAGCACUAGACUAGUAACAAUAGAGACCUACAUGCUGAGUAA